AUGGCUACCCAGCGUUACCCGAGAGGCAAUUCUCGACGGUUCACAAGAAGCUCUCCAGUUCCCACAGCCAUGACAUCUGCAUAUCCCUAUCCCCACAUCCCGGAGGCUGCACAAGACAGGGAUGCGGACACGUUAACUGGCCCGUUUGCUUCCGAGCCGUUUUCUGUCAAACGAGUUGUGCAGAGAACAAGCUCAUCUGAAUGGGGAGAUUACGCGACAGCGACGGCACGCUCCACUCUUGAGCCAAUCGUGAACGCUGAGAAUGAAGAGCUCUUUCGCACGUUCCACCCUGCGCUAGCGCCUGUGGCUUGUGUAAUGGCUGUGCGUCUCCGGAGAAGCGAGCCUUAUAUUUGGGUUGUUGUUCUUCAACCUGAUACGGAUACCGAUGCCAUUGGCACUCAUGCUGGUGAUAGGGAGAUCCACUUCCGUCCUCCGUUUCUCUCUGCGUGGCGCGAGGGCGUCCUGCUUGCCGGGUCGUCUGCACCACAGAGAUUGCCAGUCAACGUGAGACGUAUGCUCACUGCUAAAGAUCUGAAUGACGUGCGACUCUUCUGGCCAAAAUCUGUCGGCAUUAGAAUUCUCAUCUCAGGAGUCGCCCUUAUGAUAUAUACAAACGAGAGCGAUUUGCAUCGGGACAGAGAGCGUUGCCCCUUGACUUUUGGGGAAUUAGAGGUGGGGUACAUCUUAGAAGACCAUGUCCCAACGGCAGAUAGACAGGGGCGGAUUGUGAGUGUAGGCCAUGCUGUUGCCUUGGCAGAAGCUACCCGCCCAUCUACAGCCCUUGGGCUACGUUUGCGUCUUCGAAACGGUGUCGAAGCAAUUACUGUUGUCACGCAUGGGUUUGUACCUGACAGUCAAGGGAGCGUUAUGGAACAUUUCUCUUAUUGGGUAAACAAUGCCAAGAAGACGCUUUCAAGAUUUCUCCCCUUUUCAGCGGCAAAGGACUUACCACCAGAUGGUGAAGUUCGUGAGACUGUCACCUACCGCUCCCCUUUGGGAAAAACAGUUUGGCUUGCAAAUACGAACACCAAGAUUGGGAGAAUCGCAUAUACAUUUGAUGAGCCGCAUCCGUCCCGACCAUACCCAUCAGGGUACAAACACGAUCUUUCCCUAGUUGUGGGUCAGUUAGUUGAUCUCAAGCCGCCUUGGGGUAUCCAAGAAUUGAAAUGGGGCGAGUACCAAGACGCACUUGAUAAUGCCGGUUCUGCGUUCAUAUGCAGGUUUAACCCCCCUAAUGAUUACGGAGCAGCACGACGUGGCUAUAUUCCUACCGAUCAAGCUCCAAGGGCCCUUUUGGAAGGAACGGAAUACCUAUGGGACAGGGACAACCUAACGUCAAGUGCUGCGCUAAUUUGGCGCACUGUCCCUGCGGAUCUUGAUCUAAGAACUUGGUCUGGCUGUGCCCUGUGCUUGGGGAGUCCAUCCGAUAGGACCGUCCAAGUCGUUGCCUUCCAGAACUUUCAGUGUACAAUCCGGAGAGAUGGAACGGAGUCUGAUCGGAACGAGCGGACAACUUUUGAUUAUUUCAAGGGCGGUUUCCUCUUACCAGAGGAGAUAAGACAGGCGGAGAUCAUACUAAGCCCACAGGAGUUUCCCGUGAGAAGGCAAUUCCAAUCUGAGCCGACAUCAGAUCCUCCUGCUCGUGGGCAUGGACGGAAGGAAUUCAGUUCCCCUUGCUAA
Molecule: messenger RNA, 1680 nt
Organism: Trichophyton rubrum CBS 118892
Lineage: Eukaryota; Fungi; Ascomycota; Eurotiomycetes; Onygenales; Arthrodermataceae
Exons: 3
Coding region: 1-1680 (559 amino acids)
Source: RefSeq, a predicted model, not a curated record